AUAGAUACGUUCACUCUAUGGUCAUUACUCCCUUCAAAUUCUCGUGUCACAUACAACUUCAGAAAUAUAUCUUAUAGUAUAGGGCAUAAUAGUCGGUAAUGCUAUUUUCAGAUCGAGUGAUCUAGACUUCAGGACUUCAAUCGAUGCAACAGUCCCGUCGUGCCGACGUGUAUAAUUGAAAUGUUACAUGACAUGACGUGAACGAGUAGCUAAGAUUUCUUACGCAAACCAUUACUUAUCUCUCUUGGCUGCUGCAGUGCAACAACCUUCCAGGAUUUCCAGACAUCCGAAGAUGUUCACCUCUAAUAUCGAGGAAGAGCGUGAAAAAAAUAUCAUUCGGACUGAUCUUAUAUGGAGGGAACAAGUCUGGAUUUAUCUGCCUUCUUAUAUUGAUUGAUUCUUUCAAAUAUUAUCAAAAACUACACGAGAUCAACAAGUUUAAGCUUCAUCAUGUCAGAAACCCGCAUAUACGAACCCAGUAUCAGCAGAACUUUUCUACCAUAUCUUUCGCUAUUAAAUCCUAAAAUAGAGAACGAUGAAGAACCAUACCUACGAGACGCUGAGAGGAGCACUUUACGACGCAAUUUUGUAUAUGGAAUCAUUGUCGGACUUCUCAGUGGGUUGUCUAUAAUCCUGGUUCUUUAUACAAUGCUUUCAUACGUUUCCAAUUGGAGGUCGCCAAAUACAUUUUCUCCAGAUUGUAAGUUUGGAGUCCUUAGCGCGUCGAGCGUAUAUCAAUCUUUGAUAAUAAUAUCAAUUAGUUCCCCUUCAUCCCGUCAUUUUCCAAGAAGACGAAAUUUAUGCAGCGGCCUCGAGUCCAGAUACAGAUGCUGCAUGGGAUAAUUUGAUGCCUCGUAACUCCCGUCCAUAAUAGCUCUUCUAAGGAAAAAUCUGGUAAAAUAUUCACAGCUGGGAGAGGCUUUGUUCUUGUCGAAAAUCCGGAGAAAUACGGUCUUCGACCAGGAUUGCCAUCAGUGAAUGGUCCAGAUCAGUAUUCCGUUUCUGUAUUUCACCAACUCCAUUGCCUGGUAAUCUUGCUUUCCUUCAUCUCCCUCUCUUAUUCUCUCCAUCUUGUUUAAACUCAUCCUCUAACACUUCUAGGGCAUGAUCCGCGAAUCCUAUAAUUCCGCCCUCCCGGGAGUCUGGCCUCACAUUCAAGGUGACAAAAAUCUCUCGGACAAAUCAGCGCAGGAAUCAAACAGAGAAUAUAUAGGUCAUUGUUUUGAUUACAUACGUCAAUCACUCAUGUGCUCUGCUGAUAUGACGAUUGAGUGGGCUAUGGAGAUGCCGGAUGGAAAGCCUCCUUUUACAAUUGAUGGAUGGGGAAUUACCCAUAACUGUAGAAAUUGGGAUGAUGUUUUGAAAUGGAUGGCGGAGCAUAAGGAGCCCGGUUAAUUCUUCGGGUAUUGCACGAGGAUUUUGCGUGCUUGACGUAAUGAAUUAAUUAGGUGAUGUUGCUGUUUAUGUAAUUUGGAAUUUUCCCUUUAGCCAGAUAACCUUCUUCUUUUGUAUGCUCCAUAAAUUCGAAUUAAUCAUUGUAUGUUCGCGUCUGAGUUCAUGAGAAAAUCAAUAUCAUACGUACUUUCUCCUCAAAUUUCCUCCAAAUUGUCCCUCUUCCAGUUCUUCUCUUCACAAAUUAACCUUCAAAACCACCUAGUCAUCCUUCUCAAAGGACUCAACACUCAACCUCCAUAACUCAUCCGGAUCCCUACACUGCCUCUCCAUCAUUCCAUCUACAUUUUCCUUCCCCCUAGAAUCAGCCUUCGGUGGUUCAAGCGUCCCAUCUGCAGUACACAAUACAGUCUGGGGUCCAAAAUUAGCGGUGAGCAAUCAAUAUCCUCGAAGCUCAUCUGAUAACCCUCAUGAUCUAAGCGUAAACCACAGAAUAUCCGCGCAACACCCCGAGAAUUCCCUUCCCACGGAAUAAAAGCCCUAAAAAAGACAAGAUGAUAAACAUACCUGUCUCAAAUAAUCAAAACAAUGCAACCAAUGCAA
Molecule: messenger RNA, 1995 nt
Organism: Sclerotinia trifoliorum
Lineage: Eukaryota; Fungi; Ascomycota; Leotiomycetes; Helotiales; Sclerotiniaceae
Source: the annotation of a GenBank genome assembly